AUGUGUAAUAGGAAGCCUAUUGAGAUUUGGAGGCAGAAAGGUCAUAUUGGAAAAGUUGAGUCUAAACAAGGUGAUGUGAACCAGUUGCCAGCUUUAGAAGAAAAAAGUGCUUCUAGUGGGGGAAAGGUUGUUGAUACGAAGGAUUUAGCUGGUAUGGGGUUAUCUGAAGGUCAGGGGAUUUCUGAGCCUCAGGUUCAAUUAAAGAAUUCAGAUCACAUAGUAGCACCAAAUAGGAAUUCUAAUGAGAAAGACAGUUUGGAAUGGAGUACUCCUAAAAGGGUAGGUGGUAAUAAGAAGGUAAAUAGGAAGACACAGAGCAAUCUGAGAAACUCAUAUGGUGCUUUGCAAGAUAAGAUUAGUCUUGGAGCUUUGUUGGAGACCAAACUUUAUGGUGAUAAAAUUGGGAAAAUGAUGAGUUCUUAUUUUAAAGGGUGGAAUUACUACUCGGGUGCUAAUUCGGAGGGUCGUAUUCUGGUUUUGUGGCAGCCUCAGGUGGUGACUGUUGAGAUUAUGAUGGACAGUGACCAAUUUGUUCACAUAUGUGUUAAAGGGAUUAAAUCUAGUAAGGUGUUCUGGUUUUGUGGCAGCCUCAGGAAUACCACUGAGCGUAGACUUCCUCUUUGGAGUGAUCUUGCUGGGUUAAGUUUCCCUGUUAAACCUUGGGUUGUGGCAGGGGACUUCAAUGUUGUUUUUGAGGGUACUGAUAGAGUGGGUGGCCGAAUCAUUUCUGCUGUUGAGUUGGAGGAUGCUCAAAAAUGGAGGGCUUUGGGUUUAGUUGAUGAGCUGCGUUCCACAGGGUCUCAUUUUACUUGGACUAACAAACAAGAGAAUGAUAAUAGAAUCUACUCUAAACUGGAUAGAGUGUUUAAAAAUGAAGAAUGGCUGGGUUUGUUCCCUCAAGCUGAAGCUUUGUUUAACUGGGACCUUCUAUCUGAUCACUGUUAUUGCAUUAUCAAAAUGGGAGUUGCUGUUAACAGUGGUCUUAAGCCUUUUAGAUUUUUUAAUAUGUGGACUGAGCACAUGAGAUUUAAGGACACUGUUUUGCAGAGCUGGAAUAAACCUAUUAAAGGAAAAGGGCUGGUGCGUAUUGUCAGAAAGCUGAGUAGACUUAAGGUUGUUUUAUGCAAGUUUAACAAGCAUGUUGUGGGUGAUGUUGCUCAGCAUUACAGUUUGGCGAAGGAGAAGUAUCAAGCUACUCAAGGUUCGCUUCAGAGGAAUCCCCACUCGAUUGAGUUACAAAGGGAGGAGUCACUGGCUGGUACCUGUUUUGCUUAUCAUUCUAAAGCUUAUGACAGUUUUUUGAGACAAAAAAGCAAGGUUGAUUGGCUGCAUUAUGGGGAUGAUAACACGGCUUAUUUUCAUGCGUGUUUAAAACAAAGAAGAGCCAAUAAUUGCAUUACUUCAGUGGUUUCGGAAUCGGGUCACUUAAUUGAGAAGUUUGAAGAUGUUGUGGCGCAUUUUGUGAAUCAUUUUCAGAAAAUUAUGGGUAGUAAUAGUAAUGUUCAUUUCCUAUUCAGACCUCCUGUUUUAGACUUGGUCAUUGUUGAUCCUUGGAGCAGCAAAUUAAGCUAG
Messenger RNA from Humulus lupulus (European hop), 1572 nucleotides. RefSeq lists its product as uncharacterized. The record is from RefSeq and is a predicted model, not a curated record. The transcript is spliced from 2 exons. NCBI's taxonomy places the organism in Eukaryota, Viridiplantae, Streptophyta, Magnoliopsida, Rosales, Cannabaceae. The coding region runs from base 1 to 1572 and encodes 523 amino acids.